Messenger RNA from Protobothrops mucrosquamatus (brown spotted pit viper), 1299 nucleotides. Its product is annotated as fatty acid-binding protein 5. The transcript is spliced from 4 exons. Gene Ontology annotation, biological process: fatty acid transport. The coding region runs from base 415 to 822 and encodes 135 amino acids. Gene Ontology annotation, molecular function: fatty acid binding. Gene Ontology annotation, cellular component: nucleus; cytosol. Lineage: Eukaryota; Metazoa; Chordata; Lepidosauria; Squamata; Viperidae. The record is from RefSeq and is a predicted model, not a curated record.
UGCGCAACUAGCCAGAGUGAAGGGAGCCCAGCUUGGCCUCCCCACUGAGAGGGGGCGGAGUUGCGGUGGGGAUACCCGACGCCUUUCCGAGCAUCUGUAGCGACGCCGCAACCCUCCUCCAGCGAGCCCUCCGCACCGUCCCUUCCAAAGCCAACCAACCACUUGGAGAGACCCGCUGCUCACCAGUAUCGCCAACCGAAGCUGCCCUCCGGCUAAGCGCAAGGCGAGUGCGACAGCUGACGUAGCCCUUCUCCAUUGGCCCCGGCCGGCAGCACAUGCUCAAGACAGCUAUAUAAAGACACCCCGGCCUGCACCCUGGUUCUCCGGCUUCGCUUGGUGCCUUUCUGUCAGCUUCCUUGCCUCGGAUCUUCUCUUUCCCAGCGGAGCGACUCUUAGCAUCUCCGAUUCGGCGCAAUGGCUAACAUAGAACCUUUCUUAGGCAAAUGGAGCCUGAUCUCCAGUGAAGGUUUUGAGGAUUAUAUGAAGGAAUUAGGUGUGGGUAUGGCGAUGAGAAAGAUGGGAAAUAUGGCCAAGCCAGAUGUUAUCAUCACCAGGAAUGGUGAUACUUACACAGUCAAAACUGAAAGCACUUUCAAGACCACAGAAUUCAACUUCAAGUUAGGUGAAAAAUUUGAUGAAAACACAAUAGAUGGUCGAAAAACUCAGACCCUCAUCACUUUAGAUGAUAACAAUGCAUUGAUCCAGGUCCAGCAGUGGGAUGGCAAAGAAACCACAAUAACAAGGAAGAUAGAAGAUGGGAAACUGAUAGUUGAAUGUGAAUUGAACGGUGUCAAAUGUACUCGUGUUUAUCGAAAAGUAUGAAGAACUUGAUGUCUAUGUUGGAGAGUGGCAGAUCAUUCUCGAAAGAGGACUAGUCCAUAUUUUUUUCUUUCUUUUUCUUUCUAAACUAGAUAUUUUUAAAAAAAAAACCAUCAUGUGCAACAGUGUUGUAUGCAAUUUAAAGUCUUUGACGACAAUGAUUAAAUUUUAAAAUGUCAAAAGAGAUAUUGUAACUGUGUUAUUAGUUGUGAAAUAUUUCCCUUGCCCUUUUAAGAAAGUUUAGGAAAUUGAAAUUAGAUAAAUCAAAUGGUAGGAAAAGUGUUAAGAUAUAUUCACAAAAGUAUGCUGGGCACAAAUAUAAUGUGAACAUGUAUUUUUCCCUGAAAGCAGACCUCAUUAGUUAAGAUUAUUACACUGCACUAAGUAAUUACAUAACUUGUUUCUAUUUGUAAUAUGAUACUGAAACUUGCCAUUGUGGGUUAUUCAACAAACAUGAUUAAAUGAGGCUAUGAUUUAGAA